AUGCACAGGAGGCACCACAGGACACCAAGCGAUGCCAACAGCCCAUCACCUGACAUCCCAGGCGCGGGUGCCUGUUGCUCACCACCCGAGUGCCCCUGUGCCAAGAAAUGUACCAGCGCCACCACUGAGAAAAGGAGAACCGAUACGGCAAAGGCACAGCAGCGCGCGCGUGAACAACUGCAACAACAACAACGGCAACUGCAACUACAGCAACAGCAGCAACAGUACAACCCAUCACAGCCAACACAACUAAAUGCACAACAACAGACACAACAGGCCCAGCAAAUACGACAGCAGCAGCAACAACAACAACACAGUGCUCUACUGCAACAACAACAACAACAACAACAACAACAACAACAACAACAACAACAACAACAACAACAGCUACAACAACAACAACAACAACAACAACAACAACAACAGACACAGAAACCACCAGCAACCACGACACAGCAGAAGAGACCUCGACCGCCAGGAGGUGCAACACAGGGCCAUACGAAACUACCGCGUCUGUAA
Messenger RNA from Sphaeroforma arctica JP610, 519 nucleotides. RefSeq lists its product as hypothetical. Lineage: Eukaryota; Ichthyosporea; Ichthyophonida. The coding region runs from base 1 to 519 and encodes 172 amino acids. The transcript is spliced from 3 exons. The record is from RefSeq and is a predicted model, not a curated record.